This is a messenger RNA of Brachypodium distachyon (stiff brome), 1908 nucleotides long. RefSeq names its product hydroxymethylglutaryl-CoA lyase, mitochondrial. The transcript is spliced from 8 exons. Gene Ontology annotation, molecular function: hydroxymethylglutaryl-CoA lyase activity. The coding region runs from base 232 to 1587 and encodes 451 amino acids. NCBI's taxonomy places the organism in Eukaryota, Viridiplantae, Streptophyta, Magnoliopsida, Poales, Poaceae. Gene Ontology annotation, biological process: ketone body biosynthetic process; L-leucine catabolic process. The record is from RefSeq and is a predicted model, not a curated record.
CUCUCUCUUCCUUUUCUUCUCCAGAGCACGGCACGGGAACUGUAUUGCUGCCGAUUUGCCAAACAUCAACCAAAGCCAGAGUGGACUAGAGUGCGCAAUCUCCAGACGCAACUGCUGCUAUCUCCUUCCUAUUCACGCCUUCGCUCUUACCCGCUUCCGGCCUGAAACUAUCAAGGUCGAGACGGACAUGCCGUGCUGAUCCGCGCGCUUCCUUUAGCGCUGCCGCCAAGGAUGCUGAGGGUCUGGUCGAGGUCCGCGUCGCCGUGCUCGCCCACUUCCCCGCACGCUUUGUCUUCCGCAGCGGCGGCGGCGACAAGGUCCCUUCUGCUCAGGUCCAGGAUGCAGACACCGCAGGCUCCUCCCGAUGGAGGCCACGAGCCGCCCUGCGCCAGGUUCGCUGAGACGGGGGAUCGAGCGGCCGAUGCACUGCCGCCGUGCUCUCCUUCAGGCGAUGCUAGGGAAGAAUACACCUGCAGAAGACCGGCAUUUCAAAGACAGCAAGUACCUAAUUGGGGCAACUCGUCUGUUGGAGGGAACCGCCAUGUUCUUUAUGCAAGUUAUCUUUCCCAGAACAAACAGAACUACAGAUGUUUUUCAUCUUCUUCCGACCAAGAGUGGAUAGGAAUUGGAAGCAGGGAACGAAUGCCGUUUUCUUUCCAGAUGAUUCAUAAUCUGCCAAGGUUUGUGAAAAUUGUAGAAGUUGGGCCACGAGAUGGACUGCAAAACGAAAAAAGCACAGUGCCAACACAUGUAAAGAUCAAGCUCAUACAGAGAUUGGCAACCUCUGGAUUAUCAGUUGUUGAGGCAACAAGUUUUGUCUCCCCAAAAUGGGUACCGCAGCUAGCUGAUGCGAAGGAUGUUAUGGAAGUGGUUCGGAAUAUUGCGGGUGUCCAUUUUCCUGUAUUGACUCCAAACCUUAAGGGAUUUGAAGCAGCUGCUGCAGCAGGUGCAAAAGAGGUUGCAAUAUUUGCGUCAGCUUCUGAAGCAUUUUCCAAGUCAAACAUAAACUGUUCUAUUAAAGAGAGCCUUGCCCGCUAUAAUGAUGUUGCUUGUGCAGCAAAAAAACAUGAAAUUCCUGUACGAGGGUAUGUUUCUUGUGUGGUUGGAUGCCCGGUUGAAGGAUCGGUACCACCUUCAAAUGUAGCUUAUGUAGCGAAAGAGCUUUAUGACAUGGGCUGCUAUGAGGUUUCACUCGGUGAUACAAUUGGAGUUGGUACCCCAGGCACCGUUGUUCCUAUGCUUGAGGCUGUUAUGUCUGUUGUUCCUGUGGAAAAGCUUGCUGUCCAUUUCCAUGACACCUAUGGCCAAUCUCUUUCAAAUAUCCUCAUCUCUCUCCAGAUGGGGGUCAAUGUCGUGGACUCCUCCGUGGCAGGCCUCGGUGGUUGCCCAUACGCGAAGGGUGCGUCAGGGAAUGUGGCGACUGAGGACGUUGUGUAUAUGCUGCACGGAUUGGGGAUCAAGACGGGUGUAGAUCUGGGCAAGGUAAUGUCAGCUGGUGAGUUCAUCUGCAAGCACCUGGGGCGUCAGUCUGGGUCCAAGGCAGCAAUCGCCUUGAGCAACGUUACCGCGAACGCCUCAAAACUCUGAGGCUGCUCAUCUGGGGCCAGUGUGGGUCGAAGGCAGCGAAUUGCCUUGAGCAAGGUUACCACAAGCGGCUCAAAACUCUAAUAAGGCUGCUCAUCUGGGGCACCAUUCUGGGUCCAAGGCAGCAAUCGCCUUGAGCAAGGUUGCAGCGGAUGGAACAUGCAUAAGUUCACACCUGUUAAUUCUAUACCCUCUUACCCUGUAUGUGGUGAUCCCCAAUUCAGAGGAUGCAUGUACAAUACCAAUACAAAAAUAAGGAAAGAAAUAGUACAUAUGUUCUGGAGAAAUAGAGUUACAUUUGCUUAUUCUGAUUGAAUUACUGCC